AUGCCCAUUGAGAUUAUCUCCCUAUUGUCCAGCCCCGUCGUCGAGCCUCCCCCGCCAGCUGCCGAAGACCUGCGCCGACAACCGCCAACAAAACCAACCCUCCCUGCGGGAAAGCUAGAUUACGGUGACGAUGCACUCGACUUGACAGGCGACACCUUGCGUCGCCCCAUUCGUCGUAGGAUUGAUGCCGUACCCAGCCUGUCGCGAAGCCGGCUGCCAGCAGCCCCGGAUUCCCUGCUCCUUUCUGACGACUUUGACUUUCCAAGUUACAUCGGCAGGUCCGACGAUGACCUUCUCAACAGUCCCGCCCCGAAGCGUCAGCGCCUAUCAGGCAUCAAUAGAGGCAUUGCCAGGGUAGAGAACCCAUCGUCCCAGUCGACAACUUCUGCAGCAACUUUUGCACGGCCCGGUCGAUCCAAAACGCUCCAGCGUGCCGGACUUGGCCGCUCGAGGCCAGCUCUAGAGGAAGUGCUUCUGUCAAGCUCCCAGCCCCUGCCGCAGCAGCAGCUGAGCACGAAAACCGCACAGUCCAAGUCGGCCGACUUUGACGAUGACCCCUUCGCUAUUUCCUCUUCGCAGGAAAAAGAGAAUAACCCAAGAUCUGUUAUUGCUACAGUAACAGACGACGAGUUUGACCCCUUUAGCUUGAGCUCGCCGCCCAGAAACAAGGAACCUCGGCCACGACAAUCACCAAAAAGUGCAGUGGCGUGGGAUCCCAUAUCAAGCUCUGCACCACUACCUGCCCAGGCCGACAACGGCAAGCCUCUGAAUGCCUCCCACCCACUGCGGAGAGUCCAUUCAGAGGUCAUUGCCCUUGAUGACUCGGACGAUGAUGUUGGCCGUUCGAGCUCCUCGGAAGAUGAGUUCCCUGACAUCGGCAACCUCAGCGCGGUCCCAAGGACGGCCGAUGAAAAGGCACGACAAAUAAAGGAGAAGGCCGCAGCCCGAGAGGCAGCACAAGAACGCAAGAGGCUAGAGAAGGAGCAAAAGGUCCUAGAAAAGGAGAGAGCUGCCGCACUAGCCGAAGUCAACAAGAUCCGGACAGACAAGAAGAUCUCGACUCCGGAAAUGAUUGUCGAUCUUCCGUCAACGCUCUCCCCCACCAUCAAGCUACAGGCGGAAACGCUCCUUAAGGACUUGGACGUGGAGGUAGCCUCCUGGAACAGCCCCGUAGAGAACGUUAUCAAGUGGCGACGCAAGGUGCGCGCCCGAUACAGCGACGAGCUUAGCCACUGGGAGCCAGUCCCCCUCCAGAUCAAGUCUGAGACGUACGCAAUGGUGAUCAUCACAGCAGAUCAGUUUGUUCAACUGGUGCUUGGCGGCAUCGAUGGCAGUGGCCCGGACAGCAUGAGCCUUGAGUCGCAUGUGCUUCAAAUGCAGGCCCGCUUCCCAAACCAGACCAUCAUCUAUUUGAUUGAAGGACUAGCUGUAUGGCAGCGCAAGAACCGUAACGUGCGGAACCGCCAGUACCUGUCGGCUGUUCGAGGCGGGUUAGAAAAUGACGCUUCCGCCACCUCUGGGCUGCCGCCGCCCAGCACCCAGAACCCACGACGCCGCAAAAACAACGUACCUGACAGCUACAUUGACGAGGACACCGUCGAGGACGCGCUUCUGCAGCUACAGGUCAUGCACGGGGUGCUGAUUCACCAUACGACGGCAGCCGUCGCGACGGCGCAGUGGAUCGCCGUGUUCACACAACACAUCAGCACGGUACCGUACCGCAAGCAGCGCGAGGAGAGCAACGACGCGUCGGCCGGCUUCUGCAUGGAGUCGGGCCAGGUCCGCACGGGCGACGGCGUGCGCGACACGUACGUGCGCAUGCUGCAGGAGGUCUCGCGCGUCACGGCCCCCAUCGCCUACGGCCUCGCCAACGAGUUCAGCUCCGUCUCCCUGCUCCUCAGGGGCCUGGAGGAGGGCGGGCCCCUCACCCUCGAGGGCAUCCGCAGGAGCGCCAACAAAGACGGCGCCCUCUCCGACAGGGCCGUCGGGCCCGCCCUCAGUCGCCGUCUGCACAAGAUUUUUACGAGCACGGAUGAGCUGAGCACAGAUGUGUGA
Lasiosphaeria miniovina is the source of this 2055-nucleotide messenger RNA. RefSeq names its product ERCC4 domain-containing protein. Gene Ontology annotation, molecular function: crossover junction DNA endonuclease activity; DNA binding. The transcript is spliced from 2 exons. Gene Ontology annotation, cellular component: nucleus; Holliday junction resolvase complex. Gene Ontology annotation, biological process: mitotic intra-S DNA damage checkpoint signaling; resolution of meiotic recombination intermediates; double-strand break repair. Lineage: Eukaryota; Fungi; Ascomycota; Sordariomycetes; Sordariales; Lasiosphaeriaceae. Bases 1 to 2055 code for a protein of 684 amino acids. The record is from RefSeq and is a predicted model, not a curated record.